GAGCGAUAGACGGCGUAAUCGAGUAGUUAUAGUGAAAAAACGGACUCAUGAAAAAAUUACCCGCUGUUACAGAAACAGCUCCUUAACUGACCUUGUAGUUAUAAACAAUCAUGGCGAGCUUGAUUCGUUUGAGCACUGUCUGCCAAAGAGGAAUAAGACCUGUGCUUCUGUGCAACACACACCUGUCUCGUGGAUUGGUUGCCUAUCAGAAGAAUCGAGAUGUAGAGCCUUUUCGUUCGGCUGCAGUGAGGAUCCACGCAGCUUCAUCACACUCAAGGUGCAGCCUCACAUCUCUCUACAGGAUGUCAUCCAAGCCUCAAAAAAAUGCUGCUGCUCAGAAAACAUACUUCACAGAAGUACAUGGUCUAGCAAACAUUGCUCCCUUGGUACGUUCGGUAGAGGAGACACCUGAGCCCAUCCCCACCACAGUUAAAGGCACCAUCCCAACAUGGAUCCAUGGGAGUCUGCUGCGGAAUGGUCCAGGAAAGUUUGAGUUUGGGAAUCAGCACUAUAACCACUGGUUUGAUGGCAUGGCCUUGAUGCAUCGCUUUCAGAUCGAGGAUGGUCAGGUGACAUACAGAAGCCGUUUUCUGCGUAGCGACUCGUAUAAGCAGAACAGCGAGAAGAACCGCAUCAUGGUGUCAGAGUUUGGCACUUUGGCUCUACCUGAUCCCUGCAAGAACUUUUUUCAACGCUUCCUGUCCAGAUUUGAGAUGUUAAAGCCAACAGAUAACGCCAGUGUCAGCUUUGUUAAAUACAAGGGUGACUAUUAUGUCAGCACAGAGACAAACUAUAUGCACAGAGUGGAUCCAGAUACUCUGGAGUCCAAACAGAAGGUGGACUGGAGCAAGUUUAUAGCUGUGAACGGUGCUACUGCUCAUCCACACAUUGAUCCAGAUGGCACAGCUUACAACAUGGGCAACUCAUACAAAAACAAAGGGGCUUUCUAUAACAUCAUCAGGGUGCCCCCAGAAAGAGACAGUCCAAAGGAUACUCUAGAGGGAGCCAAGAUUUUAUGCUCUAUCGCCCCUCUUGACAAAUUCAAACCCUCCUAUUAUCACAGCUUUGGCAUGUCAGAGAACUAUGUAGUGUUUAUCGAGCAGCCCAUUAAGUUGGACCUGUUUAAGAUAGUGACUGGUAAACUAAGGGGGAAAUCGAUAAAUGAGGCUGUUUACUGGGACCCCAACCAGGAAACCAUAUUCCACCUGAUUGACAAACAAUCUGGAAAGGAGAUGCCAGUGAAGUACUACACCAAGGCCUUAUCCACCUUUCAUCAGAUCAAUGCUUUUGAGCAGGAUGGAUUCCUCAUGUUAGACAUGUGCUGCUCUGACGACGGCCAGGCUAUAAACAACUUCCUAAUCCAGAACCUGCGGCAAUCAGGAGAGGGACUGGAUGAGAUGUAUAACACCAUGUGCCAGCCGCUUCCCCGUCGUUUUGUGCUUCCUCUCAACAUCACCAGUGAAACACCACUGGAACAGAAUCUCAACACACGGCCUGACAGCACUGCCACCGCUGUCUGCCGUACUAAAAACCAGGUGUUUUGCACAUUUGAGGACCUCUGUGGUGAAGACCUGAAAGACUAUGGCGGCUUGGAGUUUCCCCAUAUUAACUACGCCAAAUAUAACACCAAACCUUAUAGAUACUACUAUGGUUGUGGCUUCCGCCACCUAGUGGGUGACUCCUUAAUUAAGAUGGAUCUGGAGAGCAAAAGUUUCAAGGUAUGGCGCCAACCUGAUCUCUACCCAUCCGAGCCUGUCUUCGUUCCUUCACCCAAUGCUGAGGAAGAGGACGAUGGAGUCAUCCUGUCUGUAAUCGUCACACCAGUUAAGGAUAAGAGUACAUUUCUAUUAGUCCUAGAUGCCAAAACAUUUGAAGAGCUGGGAAGAGCUGAAGUACCUGUCAACAUUCCUUAUGGAUUCCAUGGAGCCUUCAAUUCCAGUGCAUGAAUCUCUUGGUACCUCUCCAACAACAAAUGACAAGUAGCUCUUCAAAAUGGUUAAUACACCACUUAGCUGCUACUAUUGAAAGCAAGAGACUAACAGAAUAAUAUUUCUAUGAAAUUUGCCCAAAGAGAUCCUCCACAGAUUGAUUUCAUAUUUUUUAAAAAUAACUACACAUAUAAACUAGUUAGUUCCCUGUGAAAAAUUCAGCCUUAAUUAAAAUACAACAAACAAGGCUUUAAAUUUGAAUGAACAAUUUUACAACUUUAAUUUAAAUUAUUUUUAAAUUUUAAUUUUAAUUUUAAUUAUUUUUUUUAAUUUAAUUUAUUUUUUUUAUUUAAUUAAAAAAGAGCAUUUACUGAAACAAAGCUUACACAUUACUGAUGCCUAUUUGGCUCACACAGUUUUGAUAUAUAUUUGAUUUCUCAAUACAUUUAUUUUCUCUUGUGUUUUUAUUUUUUAAAUUGUGGACUGUAUGUUUAUCAGUGUUGGGCACGUUACUUUAAAAAAGUAAUUAGUUACUUCUAAAAAG
This is a messenger RNA of Megalobrama amblycephala (Wuchang bream), 2472 nucleotides long. RefSeq names its product succinate dehydrogenase [ubiquinone] cytochrome b small subunit A, mitochondrial-like. NCBI's taxonomy places the organism in Eukaryota, Metazoa, Chordata, Actinopteri, Cypriniformes, Xenocyprididae. The coding region runs from base 111 to 1946 and encodes 611 amino acids. Gene Ontology annotation, cellular component: mitochondrion; mitochondrial envelope; membrane. Gene Ontology annotation, molecular function: beta-carotene 15,15'-dioxygenase activity; heme binding; carotenoid dioxygenase activity. Gene Ontology annotation, biological process: carotene catabolic process; mitochondrial electron transport, succinate to ubiquinone; retinal metabolic process. The transcript is spliced from 14 exons. The record is from RefSeq and is a predicted model, not a curated record.